Messenger RNA from Cladophialophora carrionii CBS 160.54, 1191 nucleotides. RefSeq lists its product as uncharacterized. The transcript has 3 exons. The record is from RefSeq and is a predicted model, not a curated record. Gene Ontology annotation, molecular function: glutathione transferase activity. Bases 1 to 1191 code for a protein of 396 amino acids. Lineage: Eukaryota; Fungi; Ascomycota; Eurotiomycetes; Chaetothyriales; Herpotrichiellaceae. Gene Ontology annotation, cellular component: cytoplasm.
AUGUCCUCGCAAGCAACCAAAGGCGACCCUUCGAAAGCAACUGGCGCCCCGGCACAACUGGAAUCCACAAUGUCGUCGGUACGGAGCAGCUCUCUUUAUGCCACCUCCAUCUUCGCCCUCCUUGUCUCCAUUGUCGCAUUCUAUUUCCUGAAACCGUCGCUGAAUGCAGAGUUCUUACAGGCCAAAGGCACCAUCACGGACUGGGUGAAACCGGGCGACAAGUCCGGCGAGUUCAAGAGACAAGCUUCCUCAUUCCGGAAUUGGAUCUCGAGUGAUCCCAAUGCCGAGUUCCCCGCCGAGAAGGGGCGGUACCAUCUCUAUGUCAGCUACGCGUGUCCGUGGGCCCACCGGACACUGAUUGUCCGCAAACUGAAGGGCCUGGAAGACAUCAUCCCCUUCACCAGCGUGCAUUGGCACAUGGCCGAAAAAGGCUGGCGCUUCGCAACCAAGGACGAGACCGUGCCCGGCGAGAACACGACGCCCGACCCAUUACACCCGAACAACACGCACCUGCGCGACCUGUACUUCGCCGCCAACCCCAACUACGAAGGCCGCUUCACCGUGCCCACGCUCUGGGACAAGAAGAACCAGACGAUCGUGAGCAACGAAUCCUCCGAGAUCAUCCGCAUGUUCUACACGGCCUUUGACGACCUGGUCGACCAGAAAUACAGGGACGUCGUGCUCUUCCCGGACGACCUGAAGGACAAGAUCGAGGAAGUCAACGGUUGGACGUACGACGACAUCAACAACGGCGUCUACAAGAGCGGCUUCGCCACCACGCAGGAAGCGUACGAGAAGAACGUGGUCCAGCUGUUCAAGUCGCUCGACCGCACCGAACAGAUCCUCGUCGAGGCGUCGUCCAAGGGACCGUACUAUUUCGGCGACAGACUCACCGAGGCGGACGUGCGCCUGUACACGACCAUUGUGCGCUUCGACCCGGUCUACGUGCAGCACUUCAAGUGCAAUUUGCGGGAUGUCCGGUCCGGGUACCCUCAUUUGCAUCGAUGGCUGAGGCACCUGUACUGGACGAUCCCCGCGUUCGGCGAGACCACCCAGUUCGAACACAUCAAGAAGCAUUACACCAAGAGUCACAAGCAGAUCAAUCCGUUUGGCAUCACGCCCGUGGGUCCCGUGCCGGAUAUCCUCAAGCAGGAUGAGGAGGUCGGCGUGGUCAAGAAGGCUGUGGCGUGA